AUGGCACCGAUUUACGAUUUUCCGCGCGCUGCGCGCGCCGAGCACGGCCACGGCGCCAAAAAACAGACGCCGCUCGAGCUGCUCUGCUUCAUCGAGGACUUUGCGCGGACGGCCCACCUACGCUCCUGGUCGUUGCACGAGAUAAUGUACAUAACAAAGUCGCCCCAAGGCGCGCGUACCGGUAGCUAUGACAGGGACCCCGCGGCCGCGGAUCCGGCGGCGGACGGGGCUGGCGCGCAAGCGCCGGCCACCGUCGGGCCGCCGGGGAUGCGCCGCGCACUCGCAUCGGCUGCCGGCGCGGCCAUCGUUGGCGACGGCUCGCUCGCCGACUCCACCGUCAACUCCCUCGGUGUCACGUGCGGCGGCGGCGGCGCCCCAGUGUGGUGCGCGGAGCCGCCGCAGCAGCCGCUCGCCGAGCUCUGCGUCUCUGAGGAUCCGAUCGAGGCCUCGGGCUCCACGAGCAACGAGACGGUCUGCACGACCGCCACGGCCCACUCCAAGAGCGAGGCCGACGAGACGGGCACAAAGCUCAACAUCGGCGACUACGCCGAGCUCGCCCCAUUUGACGAGACUUUCGGCGCGACCAAGAUCGGUUCUCGAGUCGUGAAACCCUCACUCGAGGAGAGCUUCACGAACGCCACGGCCCUCUCAGAGGUCGAUGUGGCCUCGCUGCUCUUUCUCAACCCUUGUGCGGCCGUGCUGGCGCUGCUCCUCGCGGCGUUCCUUGAGCCGUUGCUGCGUGGGCAGGUCAAGAAGAAGAGCGUGGAGGGCCGCAGCCACGCAGCGAUCUCCGUACCCUUGCUUUCCAGCAAACGUGCUCUCCGAGUUGGCAUUGUGAUCCUCUUCUUCCUGCAGGGCGUAUGGGGCACCCCAGCGGCACCGCCCGUCAACGUCAGCAGCCCGUGCUCGCUCACGGACGGCGGCUGGUGCGCCGCGUCGCCAAACUACCCGAACAGCUACGGCAACAGCGAGGAGUGCACCAUCAGCGGUGUGCCGCCGGUCGGGCUGGAGACGGUCGCCUUUGAUGUGGAGGCGUACGGCUGCCGCUACGACUAUCUCACCGUCAACGGCACAAAGUACUGCGGCACCUCGGGGCCGAGUGGCGCGGUGGCGGAGGACGGCGUCAUCGAGUGGCGGUCGGAUGGCAGCGUAGUCGGGUCGGGCUGGAAGGACCAGCUCCGCAACCUGAUCGAGGACGCUACUUCAACUCCUGCCGACGUCUCCGUCUACCUGCCGCCCAGUGCGCACUUCAAGCUGAGCCGCCAGAUCAGCUGCACCUCCACCAUCAAAGUGACCGUCGCGAGCAGCGGCGAGGGCGCGACGCUCGACGGCCAGGGAGAGACCGGGCUCUUUUACCUCUCGGGCGGCUGCAGCCUCGCCCUGCGGGGGCUGACCCUCGUCAACGGGAGGGUGGGUAGCGGCGGUGUUGUGAACGCAAACGGCGCAGGCGACGUCGAGAUCAUCGAGUCGGUCGUCAGGGACUGCUCGGCUACCUAUUUCGGCGGCGUCGUCUACGCGCAGGACAGCGGUGCGGUCUCGAUAAUCAGCUCGACCGUCGCCGGCUGCUCGGCUGGCACGUGGGGCGGCGUCGUCUGGGCGGUGGACAGCGAGUCCCUCUCCGUCGCGGGUGUCGACUUCAUCGACAACAGAGCGGACGGGUCAGGCUCGGUGCUGUACCUGCAAGGCCUCAAACAACGUCCCUCCAUCAGCAACGCCUCCUUCAGUGGCAACGACGGGCUCCUUUAA
This is a messenger RNA of Emiliania huxleyi CCMP1516, 1746 nucleotides long. RefSeq lists its product as hypothetical. The transcript has 9 exons. Lineage: Eukaryota; Haptophyta; Isochrysidales; Noelaerhabdaceae. Bases 1 to 1746 code for a protein of 581 amino acids. The record is from RefSeq and is a predicted model, not a curated record.